Linum tenue is the source of this 1555-nucleotide messenger RNA. The record is from the annotation of a GenBank genome assembly. NCBI's taxonomy places the organism in Eukaryota, Viridiplantae, Streptophyta, Magnoliopsida, Malpighiales, Linaceae.
AAUAAAAACACCAAUAAUUAAAGAGUGAAUAAUCAAAGGGGAAAAUCGAGUGUUCAUCAUCAAUCAAUCGCUACAAAAGCAAAUCAAGAAUUCCAACCAUGGAAAUAAAACUAUGCUCACUAAUCGCACUACUCGGAUUCCUCACCAUCGCCAAUGCACAAACCGUCUUCGACAUCACAAAAUGCGGCGCUACUCCUAAUUCCGACAUCACUGCGAUCCUAACCAAGACUUGGACCGACGCUUGUGCAUCACCAACCGGUGCGACCAUUGUGAUCCCCGCCGGCACCUACAAGUGCGGCGUGGUGGAAUUCAAAGGCCCAUGCAAGGGCCCAAUCACGUUUCAAGUCGACGGCACCCUCCAGGCUCCGACCAGCCCCGACGGCGACAGCUGGAUCACCUUCUGCAGCUUCGAAAACUUGGCCGUGACCGGCACCGGUACUUUCGACGGCAUGGGUUCCGCCAUCUACGGCAAGCAGAAAUCAAAGGCCGUGGUAACGUCUCGUUACCAUAAAACCAACUGGUCGUUCAACUUUAUCACCAACGGACACAUGGAAGGCGUGACGAGUAAAGACAGCAAGGAAUUCCACGUCAACGUAUUGGGCUGCAAGAACCUGACGAUCAGCAAGUUCACCGUCUGCGCGCCGGCGGACAGCCCCAACACCGACGGGAUCCACCUCGGCAGAUCCAACGGCGUGCAGAUCCUCGACACCAAGAUCGGCACCGGCGACGACUGCAUCUCCGUGGGCGACGGCAUGGAGCAGCUGACGGUGGAGAGGGUGACCUGCGGUCCGGGCCACGGCAUCAGCAUCGGCAGCCUGGGGCAGUACGCCGGCGAGAUGCCGGUGAAGGGAAUCUUCGUCAGGAACUGCACGCUGGUGAACACCCAGAACGGCGUCAGGAUCAAGUCGUGGCCGGAUCAGGAGGCCAACGACGUCUCCGACAUCCACUUUGAGGACAUUGUGUUGGACAACGUCGAUAACCCCAUCAUCGUCGACCAGAUGUAUUGCCCCUCCAAUUUGUGCAAGUCCAAGGGCGCGUCGAAGGUGACGAUUAGCAAUGUGAGCUUCAAGAACAUCAGAGGGACGUGCAAGCUGCCGGAAGCCAUAACUAUGACUUGCAGCUCUGCUCAUCCGUGCACCAACGUUGAGAUGUGCGACAUUGACAUCAAGUGCACCACUGGGCCAGCCAAAGCUGUGUGCACCAAUGUGAAGCCCGUCAUCACUGGAAUCAUGAACCCUCCUGGCUGUUAAUUAUUAAUUUAUGUUCAAGAUUUGAAAGAGAUUACCACUUGGAUUAAUGGUCUCUUUCCGGCUCUUAAUUAUUAAUUACUAAGCAUGUAAUAAGUUGUUUUUCCUAAUGCAACAGAGAUUGGACGUUUAUUGAGACAACAGUGUUCAACUGUUCAUUGUUCCUCUUCUUCUUCAACAUGUAGUUUGAUAUUAGAAAUACUAAUCUUACACAAUUAGAAAUUUUGUUCAAGACCUUGAAAAAUAAAAUUUUCGGCGAAUUUCGUAAAUGAAUUAUGUAUUGGAAAUUAUUUGGAAUUAGAUUAGAA